Molecule: messenger RNA, 4788 nt
Organism: Acanthoscelides obtectus
Lineage: Eukaryota; Metazoa; Arthropoda; Insecta; Coleoptera; Chrysomelidae
Source: the annotation of a GenBank genome assembly
ACCGGAUUAACAGGCUAAGAAAAUAUUUUUUUACAGAAUUAUCUAACCAAUCCGAAGACCCUCCAAGCAAAAGGCAGAGCGCUGUCACAACAAAAUCAGCGAGCAGCGAUCACAGUAGCAAAAGUGAAACAGAAAAAGAAGCCAACUGCCCAGCAACUUCGGAACCGGAAGUCAGUGAAGAACAAGCAGCAACGAAAAUCCAGGCCGUUUUUCGCGGACAUAAAGCAAGGCAGAGUAUGAAACAGCCUGCCCAAGCGGGUAGUGGUGAAACGGUUAAGAACAGUUCUAGUACAAUGGCAACAGAAGCUAAGGAAAGCGUUGAAGAGAAAACAGAAGUAAAUAAUACACAACUGGCUCAUGCAGCAACCAAAAUUCAGGCAACGUAUCGCGGACAUCUAACUAGGAAACACGAAGCUGAAAAGAAAGGCGAACCCGAAAGUACUUCGAAAGAAGAGGGGAUUUCGAAGGAAGAAGAGCUUGACAUCGACCUCACAGACCCUGACCUCAAUAAGGCAGCUGUGAAGAUUCAGGCCUCCUUUAGAGGCCACAUGGUGCGCAAGGAAAACGAAGAUGAACAGGAGCAGAAUGCUGCGGUCUCCAAAUAAACUAAAAUAGUUGAAUCUACCUUUAAGCCACUUGUGAUCCUUCCUUAUACCUACCACUAUAACUGUAAAUAAAACAGUUAUGGAGCAAUGAGAUAAUUCGUCAGUUGAGUUUAGUGAUGUUCAAGAAUUUAAAUAAUUUUAUUUUUUCAACAGUAAUCCAGUAAAUCUUGGACCAAUAUAUGUAAUAUAACUAUCAAAACUCACAUUACAGGUUUUACAUGUAAGAAUGUCAAUUCACUUUUGACUGACACAAAUUUAUUCCUACAAUUUGAGGUUUCUGGUAUUUUCCUUUGCUUAUACAGCUUUUGGAUAUGACAGGUCACAGUAUUUUCAUUGUUAUUACCUGAAAAUUACCUAAGAAAACCUUAGACUUGCAAUUUUGCAGCAAUCUUUGCAAUCAAGCAAAGUUUUUUGGAAUACACCAAAUUGUAGCAGCAGCAAAAUAAGUCAACAAGUAGUCUAGAACUGUAUAGGCAAUCGAGCAAAGCCUGCAAUACCAGUUUCUAUAAUAUAGGGUUUCCUUACACAUAUCGCAGGCAUCUGCGAUAACGAAUCACCCCAAUAUCAUCUACAGUGUAGAGAUUAAUAAAAUUGACGUGAUCUCAUCACGUAUUUAGAUAUCGAAUAGAAUACCAACACAAAAUUGUAGAGCAGAUAGAUGCACUUUAAACUUUUGUCCAGAAUUAUAGUGAAUCAGAUGAAUUCUGCAGAUAGCAUGGGCCAAUAACGAACAAAAUAUUCGUUUUUUGCAAUUUUUUGGCUACCCCAACAUAGCUAUGGCUUCAACCAGGUAUAAAAAACAAAUACCCAAAAUAAAUUCGGUCUGUUUUGAGUGGUACAUUAUUGGUUAUAUGAUUUACUGAAAUAUCAGUAUAGGAAUUAUAACCGAAUUUCUUGAUUUGCCUCUCCGCCAUGUGAAAGGUUUGAAUAUUUAGAAGUUUUAUAAUUUUACCAGAUAAGGCCCUUCUUAUUCUUCAUCUAUUUGGGUAAUAAAAAUAAAUUACAUAAGAUUAUCCCAUUUAGCAGCAUUUCUCAAUUUAGACGUUAGAAUUUAGCUAGUUGAAAAACCAAUACCAACAUGUAGUACCUGGUUACGUAAGCUUAACUUAAGAUCCAAAUCCAGAAAGCUAAAUAUCGUUUAGUCCCAAGAGCUUAUAGACCAUUUAACUGAAGACUUGCAUACUGUCCACUAUCUUAAUGAAAGUCAGGAAUUGACUACAUUUCCUACAUAUCUACAAUAGACAUACAUUCUAAGCGAGCUUGAACAAUCCUCAAUGUUUUUCUCCCAUAACAAAAGAAAAAUGCAACAAUGUGCUUUGUAACCAGUUUUAUAACAGUGAUUGACCUAUUGUACAGUUUUGUGAAGCCUGUUGGUUCUUUAUCACAUACCUAGUUCAAAUUACAUUUUAUAAACGUAUUGGCAGACUUUAAUAUGUUAAACAUGUACAGGUUUACAGGGUGUCCCAGAAAAAAGUACACAUAGAACACAAAAAAUAAUUUCUCAAGUUCCAUAAAAUCUCAUACUUAUGAGACACAGGAUGGAAAAUUCCCACGCCACUGACUUUUCUUAAAAUAGAAAAAACCUGUAUUGUCAUAUUAACGAUAUUGCUAUGAUCAUGCAGAAAAACGGUUUUUAUUGUUUUACGCAAAAAUUGUUCAUCAGAUUGGAAAAAAGAAGAAAACAAAAUUGCUUAGGAAUAAUUGGGGAUUUCGAGAAAUCAGCGGCGUACCAUCAAUGUCUGCCAAAAUAGGCGUACGAAAACCAAAGCUGAAAAUUAACAAAAAAUUAGUUCAUUAAAAACUGCAUUUUCAUAUAUACAGGGUGACUUUGAAGUUGAGUCAUUAAUUUUCAGAUAAUGAUUGUAGAAGGAAGAUAAACCAAAAUAUGUGUGUAAAAAUAAAAAAAUAAAUAAAAAAAAAUGUUACCUUGUUUAAUAAAGUAUCGUCCCGACAAGUAUUUCAGUGCGGACCUGUAUUUGAUCGUGCGGUCUUGGAGCAGCAUGCCCUGACCUGUGAGGUCUUAAGUCACCUGAUUCACGAGCCCUUUGUACUACAUUAACAAAGGCACGAGGGGUUGGUUGCACUCGAUUGGGAAACCGAUUCGCAUACAUCCGUGAUGCAUCCGGGAGAAUUUUGUAAAGACUGCCCCCCCGUAAAUAAGAAUCAUGUCCACAAGUUCAGCAUUUUCGUAAACAUGUGCCACUUUUGAUUUCGUUUGAGCCACGCAACAAACACUACUAUUCACUGACGAAAAACAUCGUGAUAAACGUUUCAAAUUCUUUCGCUUUUUUGUUUCCGAUGCGAUGAACCGGUCAGGCGGAUUAUAUCCGUUGUCGCCAAACACGAACAUAUUAUUAUUGAGACAGGGCGGUACUCAAACUUCCAAAGGGCUAUAACUUUGUUACUUUAAUUUUACCAGAAAAAUGGUAAAGGAAAAAAGCAUUUCUUUUGAUCAGAUCUACUCACUGUUAAAAUAAAUGACUCAACUUCGAAGUCACCCUGUAUAUAUAUAUAUAUAUCCUUUAAGUACUUUGGGUAGAAAGCACUGUAUUGCAAAAGUACUCUCUUAUAACUCUUAUAACUUAAACUCUCAAGCUUUCGAAGAUCUAUGUUUUCAUCGUCUGGACCUGAAAACAAUUAUUGACAAUAGCAACAAAUAACAAUUAGGAGAAAAAUAUUUACUUACUAAGUCGGCGAGAUUGUAGCUGAAUCUUUUUUUAAACAACAGUGAAGGGAACACAUAGUCGACGAAUAAUGUCAAUAAUUGUUUCCAGCUCCAGACGAUGAAGACAUAGAUCUUCGAAAGCUUGAGAGUCUAAGUUAUAAGAGUGUACUUUUGCAAUACUUUGCCUUCUACCCAAAGAAAUUAAAGGAUAUCUUCUCCUAACAGUUAAGGCAAAUAACUAUGAAUACUAUAUAUAUAUAUAUAGAUUAAAAUAUCUAAAGUGGCAUUAAAUAUAUGAAUAAAUGACUCAUUUUUUUAAACUACCCUGUAUCUCAAAAGUUAAGACGUUUAGGAUACCCUUAAAUAUUGACAUUCAAUUAGGAAACGCUAUCUAUAGCAGAUUUCAACACUUUAUUAAUGGACCAGAUAUAAUAUUUUGGGAAAGCCUAAUAUUUUGGGAAAGCCUAAUAUUUUAGCUGAAAAACUGUAUUUUUGUUUGAUAUCGAUAGUCACUUUUAAGAAAAACAGCCUUGUUUUCAUACCGUUCCUUUCGAUUUACAUUGCAGCUACUUUCAAAAAAGAUGUAAAACUUAAUCAAGUGAUCUGAAGAUCUAGUGGCAAAAAACUGUGUACUGAAAUGAAAACGUUUUUUCUCAAAAACGGUCUAUUCUAUCAAUGUCAAACAAGCAUACUUUUUUUAGCUUAAAUAUCAGGCUCCCAAAAAUUAUCUUUGGAGUAUCCUGAUGCAGUUUGAAAAAACAAUAGCAAAAAUGCGUUGGGGUAGUUAGUCUGUUCCUGGCGAUCUAAAUAGUUUUCCAUGGACUCGAACUAAUUACUAUGCUACCAAAUUUCCUUGAAUUCUACAUUAUGGUUCAAAAGUUAUUUGAGAAAAAUCGAUUUUAAGCAUCCUUUAGAGGCCUGUGUUUCUGCAGAGCAUUUUUUGUGUGUUCUACAUACGAGAGAUUGACAUGUUAUUCUAGGACACCCUGUAUAAUUUGCUUUUAACAGCUAAUUUUUCUACAUAAAAUUCGUAUAUUGCUGAAAGUUCACUUUAUUAAUAGGCUAUAUAGUUUAUGGUUUAAGUCCAAUAAUUAAAAUUAUAUUGUUGUUUGCAAUGAUUAUGCUUUUUGAAAAAACCUUGAUCAAGUAGAUUGAAUGAACCUUCUGCACACUAGCGGUAGUUAAAAUGCAGCUUGUGAGUUCUGACUUCAAUCGAAUUUAUUGGCUUAAGGUCUUACAAUUGUUGAAUUUUCAUAGAGAGCUGAAAAAUAUCAUAUAUUCUCAGAAUUGUAAGUAAUGAGGGUAACUUUCUCGUUUUGGGAUUGGAACACAUAAUUCACAAAGUCAAGUAAAGCAGUUAACUUUUCAUAAGUUUGGUUAGACAAACUCACUGCUAGUGUGCCAGGGCAGGUGUGUUAUCUGAUUUGGGUAGUGUACCUACAUGUUAUAUAGCUAUUAUUCUAACUAUUAGGAUUGCCCUUUUGCUUAGGUGUACAAUAAACAAUUGAUAACUGUGUC